Plasmodium cynomolgi strain B is the source of this 921-nucleotide messenger RNA. RefSeq lists its product as hypothetical. The coding region runs from base 1 to 921 and encodes 306 amino acids. The transcript has 2 exons. Lineage: Eukaryota; Apicomplexa; Aconoidasida; Haemosporida; Plasmodiidae. The record is from RefSeq and is a predicted model, not a curated record.
AUGUACAAUGAACUGAAGGGGGCACCGUGGAGUGGUGGGUGUGAUAAUAUAUACCACGAAAUAAUUAAAGCCCUACAGGAUGCAGGGUGGACACAUAAAGAUCAUCAAGCAAAGGUGAAUAAAAUUUUGAAUGCCUGGUUAUAUAUACGUACAAAGAGUGUACAAUCUCUUUAUUGUGAUUUAUUUUACUAUUGGCUAGGAGAUUUAAUAUCCAAAGAUGAAAGCACUUCUAGUUCAUUCUCGCAGACUAUGCAACAAAUUUAUGGAAUUCUAAAGAGAUGUAAUAAUACACCUGUUUGUAAUAUUAAAUACCCGGAUAUUGACACGGCUAAUUUCGAGCGGAUGAAAGAAUUGUAUGAUUAUAAGUAUUAUUAUGGUGAUAAAUGUAGGCAAAGAGGAAAAAGUGUACCGAACUGUCCGAAUGGAAGUGCAGAAUGUACACAAAGAGCAAGCAAUGCCUAUACUUAUUUGUUGAAUGAAUGUCCUAAAGGAAAUAAUUGGCAAAAUGAAUAUUGCAACCAAUUCCGUAUAAUGUUCAAUAGUUAUGGAGCAGACGAAGAAAGAGGUCUUGGAGAGGAACAUCCUGUAGAAGAUGACUUGGAUCUUGACGAUGCCGUCGUCGAUGGCGAAAUAGAUAACCCUCCUCUUCAUAUGAACCUCAAUCCAAACCAUGCAGAUUACAGAGAUAAUAUUUUAUCUAAAGUUUUCUUUACUAAUGGUUUCUCUGAUGAUGAAGAUAAAAAUGAUGGUGUUGGAGAUACACAUACUCGUGUUGGAGAUACAAAUGCUGAUGUUGGAGAUGCCGAUCAGGGUUUCACCUUCCCUAACAUCGAUAUUUCCAACUAUGCACUCCCAGCCGCAGGAGUUGCAUCUGUCACCUUCUUUCUAUAUAAGGUACAAUUCUACUCACAGUGUGCAUAA